Molecule: messenger RNA, 1889 nt
Organism: Fragaria vesca subsp. vesca
Lineage: Eukaryota; Viridiplantae; Streptophyta; Magnoliopsida; Rosales; Rosaceae
Product: lysosomal Pro-X carboxypeptidase-like
Exons: 9
Coding region: 1-1515 (504 amino acids)
Biological process (GO): proteolysis
Molecular function (GO): dipeptidyl-peptidase activity; serine-type exopeptidase activity
Source: RefSeq, a predicted model, not a curated record
AUGACUAUGAAGCAAUAUUCUUCGACCCUUCUACUAAUUUCUCUUCUGUUGUUCACCACAGCCUCAUAUUCCUUAAAAAUUCCACGGCUUAGUCCAACUGGAGGAUCAUUAAUACAGGAAAACUAUUGGACUCAUGGUCGACCCGGCGAAGCUUCAUCACCUUCAUUUGAUCCCAAAGAUUUUCAGACGUUCUACUACAACCAAACACUCGACCAUUUCAACUUUAGGUAUGAUAGCUUCAGUACUUUUCAACAGAGAUAUUUGAUCAAUUCCAAGCAUUGGGGUGGCGCCAAUAUCAGUGCACCAAUACUUGCUUACUUAGGAGAAGAAGACUCGAUUGAUUCUGACUUGCCUAUUAUUGGGUUCCUACCUGAAAACGCCAUUCACUUUCAAGCUCUCCAGAUAUAUAUAGAGCACCGAUAUUAUGGGAAAUCAAUCCCAUUCGGAUCAAGGGAAGUGGCAUUUAAAAAUGCAAGCACUCGAGGAUACUUCAACUCAGCCCAAGCUCUAGCAGAUUAUGCAGAAAUUCUCAUACAUGUAAAGAAGCAACUGCACGCUGAACAUUCUCCGGUCAUUGUUAUCGGUGGUUCAUAUGGUGGAAUGCUUGCUUCAUGGUUCCGACUAAAGUAUCCCCACAUCGCACUUGGAGCUCUUGCCUCAUCAGCUCCAAUUCUAUACUUUGAUGACAUUGUUCCACCGGAUACUGGAUACUACUCCAUUGUCACCAGAGAUUUUCGAGAAGCCAGUGAGACUUGCUACCAAACCAUUAAGAAGUCUUGGUCUGAAAUUGAUAGUAUUGCUUCUACGCCUGGAGGCCUCUCAUUUCUUAGCAAGAAAUUCCAAACUUGCAGACCGUUGAACAAGUCGUCUGAGCUCAAGGACUACUUGGACACGAUGUAUUCUACUGCAGCUCAGUACGAUCGUCCACCAAGAUAUCCAGUUACUGUAGUCUGCGGCGGAAUUGAUGGAGCUUCAUCCACCGAUGAUACUUUGACGAAAAUAUUUGCAGGUGUUGUUGCGUAUACCGGAAACCGGUCAUGCUAUGUCAACCCGCCCAGAAAUCUAACAGAAACAGACGUGGGGUGGGCAUGGCAGACUUGCAGUGAUAUGGUUAUUCCCAUAAACGUGAGCAACGACACCAUGUUUCCACCUUACAAAUUUGAUAGCGAUGAAUAUACCAAAGACUGCAUAGCAACUUAUGGCGUCCCUCCCAGGCUUAAUUGGGUGACUACCUACUUUGGAGGCCAUGACAUAAAACUUGGUCUCUCCAGGUUUGCUGGCAACAUCAUAUUCUCCAAUGGGCUAAGAGACCCUUACAGUAUUGGCGGGGUUUUGGAAAACAUAUCAGACAGUGUGGUUGCUGUUUAUACAAAGAAUGGGUCUCACUGCUUGGAUAUUCUCAUCUCAAACCACAUUACCGAUCCAGAUUGGUUGGUCAAUCAGCGGAAAACUGAGGUCAGGAUCAUCAAAGGAUGGAUAGCUAAAUACUAUGCGGACCUUCAAGCUCUCAAAUAAGAAGUAUACCACGUUAUAAACAAUAAGCAUGCAUGCAGUUGGACAAAUCCAGAUUAAAGCUACCAAAAUUAUAUUUUCGCAAACAAUCAAGUAGCUUCGAUCUUUUUGGCAAGAGAUAACAACAAAAUAGUGAUCGAAGUCCGACGAACACAAUAAUUAAUCAUCAUCGAUAUCUUUUCACUUGUACAUUUCUUUUUCAAAGGAUUGAUAGAGUUAUAGAAAAUACACACUUUACAUCACACUCGAUCCACCAAUCUACCAAUCCUAUCCCUGAAGUUUCAACUGUUUCCACUUGAACUGAUCAAUGUCGUUGUUCUUCUUGAUUAUAAAGGACCCUAUCAUGCAUCUUAAUCAAACAUUUGCUAGUUUUGAAU